AUGUUUGUCGGCACCAACUCGAACCGGGUGAUCCCCCCGGAUAACUCCCUUACCAUGGCCUCUGUUAUGGCCCACGGUUUUGAGAGGUUGCUUGCAAAGGGCAAGCUCAAUUCUAUGCGAAAACAGAAAAUACCCUCGAAAUCGCCCGUUUUUAGCUCCUUUACCGACAGCAGCACCUCGUCAUCCUCUUCAGAAUCCGCUUUCGCACUUGCAGACGAACAGAGUCUAUUCCCAGCACCGUCCUUCAUUCGACCAACCACCUCCAGGAUGCUUGCCAGAGACGAAAAGUCCCCGUCGUGCAAGCGUAUGAACGAUACCCUCGAUGCGAAAAGGUCGCCGAGGUCUCUGCGUCGUUUCUCGGCUUCAGAGUCGCACAGCAGUGGUGCUAGCAGCAUCCGCAGUAGUGUGCGGAGCAGCACCCGCAGCUCAACGCCAAGGAUACCCCGGCGCUCCUCAUCAUUGGUUGCUCAACAACGCGAGGAGCAUCCGUCUCUCGCAUCUCUGCUGCACUACGAGUUCACCGAGGGUGAAAGCAAGAACGCCAAACGUUCACUCAACACUCUCUGUGCCCCAUCAUCCCCCAUGGAUUCCGCAUCUAUGACACAGCUGCUUGAGAAGUUCCCAAGCCUCGAUGAUAACCCCCCUACUCCGCCACCAAAGGAUGAUUAUCGCCUUCACUCCAGUCAAGUCGGUAUUCCUACAUUACCAAAAACGCUUAGCUCAAGCGUAUCACACCCACAAACCCUACAGACUGCGCAACCAAGGCUGCGACCCUCUUUAAGCUCACGAUCAGCACCGGAUCUUGCCGCUCGGAGUGCAAAUCAAGAUCCAACAAGAUCGGUAAUAGGACGGCGGAGGCUCCCCAAGCUACUUAUUGAAAGUAACAAACCAGUGAGAAUAUUCCACAACCGCUCUCGGUCUUCUGAUAUUGUCCUACAGGAGCCUGCUGUUGGAGAUUUUCUUGGUCUCAGUGACGACGAUAUAGCCGAGGAAAGACCACCAACACCUCCUUUUUUGUCGUCCGGUGUCGCCAGGACGGCCCUUAUCUCCGAGAUACAAACUACACAACAGCCAGUUACGCCUCCUUGCCCGCCCAAAUCGCCAAGUCGAUCGCUCCGAAAGCUGAGCGUUGAUUGUGAACCCACUUCACCUGCGCCUUUAUCGCCAGCACCAACGACCCUUUCCGUAAAGCGCAUCUCGGCCCGGCUUUCAAUGGGUACAACCGAAGAUCGAGCGGCUGCGAUGGCUGCUUUUGAGGUGGCUCGAAUCGCUUCACGAUACAGUUUUGAUCUUAUCUACAUCAUCGACAUGUGGCCCAAGAACAUGCUCCGAAGAAAACCAUCAUCUGCAAUGGCACGUGAUCCUUUCGGUAGUGGCUUGGCUUCGCUCCGGAGGACUGGCUCUGUACGGACCAGCAAACACACUCGAUCAUCUUCAAACCAUUCGUCUACGUUUUCCGAAGCCCAUGAUGAUACGAAUCCAGAACGGCCUUCUGAGAAUAUUGGUCUCGAUUAUCGCUUUCUCGCCGCCUACGGUCUUCACACUGUCAAGCCACCGUUGGAAAUUGCUUACAAUGUUCACUCGAAGAUUUUGAAGCAUGAUGGGUGGAUCGAAUAUCGACAGUCGGAGCGAAACGACAAUGAAUUCGCUCGUGGUUAUGCUUGCUCCUUCUACACUGGUUGCGCGCCUACAGAAAGCCAUCACAGUAGGAAUUCAUCUCUUGCAAGCACAAGCGAGGCGUCAAUAGUCGAAGAGUCUGCCGCCACUUCGCAACGACUUGACAAAGGCAAGCCCGUUGUGAGGUCACGUAGCGGAACGAACAGGUCCGAACACAAUCGUGGCAUUGUAUUCGCUGCCUAUCGUAAGCGACAACUAGAUGGAGACGCACCUGGUCUAAGCCGCGAAGAGCUCAAGGGCAUGCAACUGGAUGCAGAGACGCUAGUCAACAUGAUUGUUGAUUGCCACAAGGUCAAGCGGAGGAGCGAGCAGAAAAUGAAGGCAGACUCCCGUCAGCGUCGUCCCUCUGCAGCAAUGCAAAACCCUGCAGAGACUGCCCGCACCGUGGAUGAUGCCCGCGCAGAGCAUUAA
This is a messenger RNA of Pyricularia grisea, 2088 nucleotides long. RefSeq lists its product as uncharacterized. The record is from RefSeq and is a predicted model, not a curated record. Lineage: Eukaryota; Fungi; Ascomycota; Sordariomycetes; Magnaporthales; Pyriculariaceae. The transcript has a single exon. Bases 1 to 2088 code for a protein of 695 amino acids.